AUGAAAACGUGCCCUGAUGGAAAUGGCAGCCUGAACGCCGACUGGAUGGGUGCGCUCAGCCCCACGCUUACCCCAUUGCCCCUGAAGUAUCUAGCGGUGCCAGGGUCCCAUGACUCUUUCACUUUCUGGGUGGAUGUGAAGGCCCCCGUGGGGCCUGAUCAGAUAGCAGUGGUGAAGUACCUGGCAAUGGUGUUCCGACUGCCGGCUAAGAAGGUGAUGAAGAAGUGGUCCAUGACACAGAACCUGACGUUCCGUCAGCAGCUGGAAGGUGGCAUCCGCUACUUCGACCUGAGGGUGUCAUCCAAGCCGGGCGAGCCAGGCCUUGAGAUCUAUUUCAUUCAUGGCCUGUUUGGUCAUCGGGUGCGGGAUGGGCUGGCCGAUAUCAACAGAUUCCUGGAUAGCCACCCUAAAGAGGUGGUUUUCCUUGACUUCAAUCAUCACUAUGCCAUGGGGCAUGAGCACCACUGCUACUUGAUUGGCAUGCUGCAGGAGGCGUUUGGUCACAAGCUGUGUCCUCCUCAGGUGGUGGAGGACAUCACUCUCAACUACCUGUGGGAGAAGAAGUAUCAGGUCCUGGUGUUCUACCACCACUCCACGGCUGUGCAAGAGUGUACUCUCCUGUGGCCGGGCAGUAAGAUCCCUGCCCCCUGGGCCAAUACCACAGAUGCUUCCAAGUUGACCCAGUUCCUGGAGACCACACUGGGGGAGCGGGCCAAGUACGGAGCCUUCCACGUCUCCCAGGCCAUUCUCACCCCCCGAGUGAGCACUAUAGCCUGCGGACUCAUCAAGGGCCUACGCAACCACCUGGUGGAGAGGAAUAUUCCCACUAUCAUGGCCUGGGUGGAGGCGCAGAAGCCAGGGGUCAACGGGGUCAACAUAAUCACAUCCGACUUUGUGGACCUGGUGGACUUUGCCAACACGGUCAUUAGGCUCAAUGACCUGCUUCUUCCUAGCCAUGCAGUCACCUGAUCACGGAAGCCAUAACUAUCCAAAGAUCACCAAACCAUAAAGGUCAUAUAACCAUCACAGAGAUGAGCAAUUAUAUGACCAUCUCAGAAAUUAAUGAUCACCAGACCAUCACAGAGACAAAAGACUGUGAUCUGAAAGGGACAGUUACACAGCUCCCAGACUAGGCACUGGGCUUAUUUCACUUCCUGGGUUUUGUUAAAACAAAAAAGAGA
This is a messenger RNA of Anguilla anguilla (European eel), 1181 nucleotides long. RefSeq names its product PI-PLC X domain-containing protein 2-like. The record is from RefSeq and is a predicted model, not a curated record. Gene Ontology annotation, molecular function: phosphoric diester hydrolase activity. The coding region runs from base 1 to 969 and encodes 322 amino acids. The transcript has 4 exons. Gene Ontology annotation, biological process: lipid metabolic process. NCBI's taxonomy places the organism in Eukaryota, Metazoa, Chordata, Actinopteri, Anguilliformes, Anguillidae.